AAAUUUGGAAGUCUUGGGGCUAGUUUGAAACAAGUUCGCACAAGUGUUAUUGUUAUCUUUUCACAAAGUGUGAGAGUUUACACGCAGAAGAAUCCCAAGCUCAACUCGGACUGCGAAAAGGAAGGCGACCCUCCCGAAGUGUUUCGUUCUUGAGUUUAAAUUUUGAACCCCUAUUUUAAUCCUCCCACUAUCUGUUCCAAUUUUUCAACCCAGAACUAGAUACCAUACCAACAUUAUUAAUUGUUUCACAUUAGCAACGCCAUCAUUUAGUUCGCAAAAUAUUUCGUUUCUUAGAUCGUUAAUGAUCCGUCGUCGAUUUUUGGACCAUGUCGUCGAAUCUUCCCUGCCGCUUUGAUACUAAAUACUCUUGAUCAGUCUUACUGAGUGAAGUUAUCCAAUGAGUCCUGCGACUAUUUUGUUUAAUUAACUGUCAGUACUGUAGUCAUGAAUUGUUUCCUCCAAGCCAUCAAUCCCUCGAUCUGUGCUCAGUCCUGUUCUUCUUCGGGGUUCCAAGGAGGAUCAAACUCCUCCCACCGAAUCAGUUCGAGAGGGGGACGGGGGGCUAUGUCACUCUCGACUCCUCCCUCCCCCAACCCAUCUCAUUGCUCCUCUUCAGCUUCUUCUCAUUCGCUUUCGAUUCAUUUGUUACGCUCGCCCACCUUGUUGAGACCUCAGAGGCAGCGAGAUAGUGAAUACAGAGAUGGUAAUAGAAGGCUCUCAAAGAGGUCCUCCUAUAUCAACAGUCCUAAUCACUUCCCUUAUGUUCCCCUUAACCUCUAUGGCGAUUCUGACAGUCCCAACUCGGAUGACUUCAUCUGUCGCAACUUCCAUGACAUCAGACGACAAUACCAGCAGAGUCUCCUCAACAACUCACAGAUUACACCACACUCCCAGGUACCGGAAGGACAGUCCGAUGUGAGAAGUGUGACUGGCAGUACAUCAAAUCAUAGGGGAGGGAUUCCGACUGGUGCUAGUGACAGGGAGAAUGAUAGAGCUAGACGAAGUAAAGCUGUGGUAGACGAGUAUCAAUUCUCACCGGAGUUGAGACACGUGGCACGCAACAGGGUGCUUAUUUCCCUGGGCCUGACUGCUUCUGACUUCAAAAGAGCACAUCAGGCGGCCAUUGUUAUUCAGAGGGCAUAUCGCAACUACAGGCUGAAAACAUACUUCCAGCAGUGUUACGUGCAGAGACGCAAACAGUCUGCCGAUCUACUAAGCAGUCCGUUGCCUCAGAUGAAAUCGGAAUCCUAUGGAAAGGCAGACGGAAAUCCUAAUAUUGUUGCUGCUCCCAGAGCACCUAAGAGGAAUCAAUCGUCCAAAGUACCUCCGCCCGCUCCUCCGAGGAAGAGUUCGGAAUCAAGACUGACGGCUAUGCAAAGACACUCCUCAGGAACCAGAUUUUUGUCAGACCUCGGAGGAGUGAAACCGACUGAUGCAAACAUCUGCGAAGAAGAUAUAUUCAAUUACGGUGCAAAAUUGGAAAACAGAAUUGCUGAAAGAACUUACGAGCACGACGUUAUGGCUGUGACCAAUGAAAAGAUCGCGCAUGAGAAUGUGAAAAUCGAGGAAGCACUCCUGGCGAAGAAUCCCUUCAACGUUGACGCUGUUGAAGAUAAAACAAAAUGCACGUCGGGAAAUCACUCAGCGACCAAUUCGACCACUUCUCAGAAUAGCGGAAACGAGCAGCUUCUGACUAAUUACAUAAACAUAGACGACUAUAUCUCGGCCUCUGGUGAAUACUCGCGUAGCUGUGCGAAUGGUAACUCUGUGGGUGGUGGGGAGUUUCACCGGAACUCGACGUACUCGGAACAUACGAGUAGUGGCUCGGAUGAGUGCAGUGAGCAGAUGAACUGUAAUUCCAGUUUCAACGCUUCGCCAUUGACUCUCUCAAAUCAGACCACUCCAACCACACCAUAUCAGCAAUGCUGCGAGUCCAACUACAACACAAACACUCACUUCUUAUACUCUGGAGACCAAAACCAACCAAAUCAACUUCAAGAGAAAGAAGCGAAUAAUAGUCAUAGCAAUCCUAGCAGCCAGUCAAACUCACGCUCAACUCAGCAAGAACUGACAAAACGUAGAAACGAAAGAAGUAUUACCAAUGAUAUCAGUGGCAGCAAUGGUACUAUUACCAUUGGAUGUGAUGACAUCACGAUAAAUAGCAGUGCUCUAAACCAACAGAGAUCUGUAUUGACUACCUCUUCUCAACAACCUAGUCCACGUGCUGCUGUGAACUCUAGCAGUGAUCAUGUUAAUAUUAGAAGCAGUAAUCUGAAACCAAGUCAAAUUUCACACCAACAGUUGAACUAUACGAACUUGGAAGCAUCGAAUGGUUCUAAUGUAAACAGACCACAUCAGUCAAGGGACACAAAUAGCUCACCAGGAGCUGUUUUACCAGCACAGUAUGUAGUACCGAACCGUGUGCAACAUGACAAGCAACAUCAAGGCAACAGUAACUUAGGUUGCCUCUCCCCAUCUUUAGUACAGAGACAAACGAAUCUGAGUUACGGCAACAAUGACAGAACCCUGGACAUUAAUUCUGCUGAGCGAGAUAAUGAGUUUUGUGUGAACCCAGGCAGAGAUAUUUAUUCGACGUGUGAGGAUACGCAUGGUGGUGGGAGUCAGUAUCUAACAAGGAAGUCACCUUCCACGCCAGUGAGAGUUCUGAAUCGUAACAACGCAGGAGGAUCCCAAUUAUCGAUGGUCAGUUGUGAGAGCAGCGGAUCCAACUCCCAUUCCCUUUAUCCCCCCAACGGCAGUGGCAGUCUAAACGGAGGAGGAGGAGGAGGAGGCAACACCCUUAGGAAAACAGCGAUUGGCCAAGGACUAGUCCCCCCUCUCUACAGAGAUAGAAGCAUGGGACACAGAGAAGGAGGGGGGCGGAGGAGUUUUCUGGAAGAGAAUCUAGCCCAGCUGUGCAAUUGUAAAAAAGUGGGCUUCAAGUACACUGCCCAACAGGAGCUGACGAUAAGAGUCGGUCUGUUCCUAUUCAACCAGGAUCCAAAGAGAGGCAUCAGUUUCUUGACUGAGCGGGGCUUCUUGGAGCGUGAGUGUGCGGAUGACAUAGCCUACAUGUUCGCCUGCUACAAGAGGGGACUGAACAAGACACAGGUGGGCGAGUAUCUAGGAUCAGACAAGCCCUUCAACUGCCAAGUACUAAAGAGUUUUGUAGAGCUGAACCGACCGCGUUUCGAAGGCAAACAGAUAGACGAGGCCCUUAGAUCCUUCCUUCCCAUUUUCCGGCUGCCGGGCGAGAGUCAGAAAAUAGACAGAAUUCUCGUGCACUUUGGUCACGUGUAUGCCCUUAUGAACGAACAUAUAGCCCUAAUGUUGGGGGGUCCUGCAGUUACAACAGAGGGGGGAAGUUCUCUGAGUCACGAGGAGAGAUUGGCAAAAGGUGCCUCUGCGGCGCAUGUCUUAGCUUACGCUGUGAUGAUUCUCAACACAGACUUGCAUAAUUCGAAUGUGCAGAACUCAAUGUCUCUGAAGGACUUCAAAAAAUGCUGCAGACAAUCAGAUGAGCUGAAACAUCUAGAGGACAGUUAUUUGGAGGGAAUCUAUAAGCGCAUAAAGGCCACUAAAUUCGCCCAGCCGGAAGACAACUCAACUGCAAUUGCCCUUCUCGCCAAGAACCUGAAGAACUUCAACAGCAGCAUGGUACUGGAGGAGCCGUUUCGAUGUUUGGUGGCAGUGUGUCCAUUCAACUACCUCCCGGACCCCAGGAACCCAAAACAGUCAGUGGAGAUGCACCUGUUCUUAUUCAACGACCUCUUAAUGGGAGCGACAAAAGAGAACGUGGGCAAGAAGAAGUCAAGCUCCUCCCGCAAUGCUAACGGGGCAGGAGGGGGUGAUCUGCUGUCUGUGUUGGCCCAGAACUUCUCCCACCAGUUCGACAUUCCCCUCCUCAGUCUCCAAAUGGACACUUUCGACCUCACGACUAGUAGCAGCAGUAGUUCUAGACUUCAUGUAUCGGCUACAGCAAUGGCACACAAUAAUAGGAGCGGAAUUCCUCAGCAGUGGGGACUGACUCUCUCAAGUCGAGACAUGGUGCACUCAGGCAUGGGAAGCUACAGCAGUACGGGCAGUAUGUGUCAGGGCAAGUGCUCAUUCACUUUCAUCUGCUCCAACCAAGACGACCUCCUGAGGUUCACAGCCGACAUCAGAGCACACACGAAAGACAUGACAGUCCUGGACCAGCUGAGAGUGCAAGAUAACUUCGAACACCUCAUGCAGCAACAGCAGCUGACCAGUAGAGAUGGUAAAGAUAGAAGUAUUCCACUUUGGGCGAACAAUACGGGUACUAGGCAGAUGCAUAAUGCAGGCGAUAGAGAUGAUGGUAGUAGUAGGCGAAUGGACAUGUUGGACACUACAACUAGUGCUGUUUACGGAGGAGACGGAGAUACGAUGAAUGGAUCCUUAACAUACAGGGGUGCUUACCACCAGAACGAGAGCGGGAGCCACGGCAGGACCAAAGACCUCAGUCUCACCCGACUGCACGGGGGAGGGGGAGGGCAUGAGAAACGGUUCAGCAGAGACCUAAGAAGCAGCAGAAACAAAUCGAACAGCAUCGAUAGUCUAUUAGAUCCUUCGGCUAUUCUGACAAACCACUCGAGAGACGGUGGAGAUAACUUCUACUCCCAGCAGUGUAGAACACUGGCUGCAAAUCAACAGAAGCAGAAUGGAAAUCAUUAUAACCACAGACAAAACAACAACGUGGACGAGGAGGAGCCUUAUCAGCUGGGCAAGAAUAGACAGUUACCACGAGAUCACUCUCAAUUCAAUUCACCUAUUACAUCCUCACUACAACAACCACUACAACUAGAACCAACUUUGCUUGAUACAGCCAGCGUCUCCUCUUCCACUUCAUCGAGCGACCCAUUCGUCCUAAUCGAACAAGAUGACUUCCUCCAGCCCCCUCGUUAUCCAAAUAUCCAACACAGUUCUAUCAGCCUAGCUGUAACCCGUACCGAUUAUCUCACCACUUGGGAUGACAGUAUUCGUCAAUACGCUCCUGGUGAUAAUGAUGUUCCAAAUUUAUCAAAUGAGUUGACUGCAAGUCUUCAAAUACCAAUGACAUGUAAGACUAUGUCUGGAAACAUACGCAGUGAAGGGGUUCCUGGGUCCCGAUCGAGUACCCUUAGCUACUCGCCUUCAUUGGGUGGAAGGAGACCGGGCGCUAGGAAAAAUACAAAAGCCAGUCCCCUCUCACUUCUGGUUCAAUCUCUUUCGCUGUCCUCGCCUACUCCAUCGUCAUCUUCAGGUCACUCAAGGUCACGGUCGAUGCCAUUAAGUGGUCUGCUGAAAAAGAACGGAACUAAGAAAUCACCUAAUUCUAACAAAACUGAAGUUGACAUGAGCAAUAGAGAUUUGUCAGCAAAUGCAGGGAAAGUUUUUUCGGGCAGUUCGGCUAAUGUUUCUUUCGAAAUGAAUAAUAAGGUCAAGCAGAGUUCCAGUUUUACCCGCGCAGUAUGUAAUAAAGUAGCAAGUCCCUUUUUCUCCCGACGCCGCAACUCUAUUCAUUCUUCGGAAUCCGUUGGUCCGCAACCAUUAACUCUUCAGAGGAAAUACACGAUUCGUGAUGUGAUUCCCCCGAAUUCAUCAAGAACUCCAACUGCAUCAAGAAACUACACACGAGAACCUAAACAGAUGAAUGAACAUCUUAGCCACCAAAAUGAUUUGGAGAGUUCGUUCGAGAUCAGAAACGAACGACCUGUGAUGCAUGUCCAAUUAUCGACUUUCAGUCCAUUAAUACCGGAUGGGUGGGAAGAGGGGGGAAACGGCGAGGGGGGCUGGGAGACACCAACUCAGGAGAUGAUGAACAAAAGACGUGCUAGCGACUUGGACUUCCUUCAGAGCGCGCAAAGGCAGUAUCUUAACUCGCUUAUAUACGAGAAUCACUCCAAAAUGAAUUAGCUGAAAUAAAUUAUGGACGAACUCCACGAAGCACCUCGCUGAGAAAACUGUAGAUAAAUAGAUUAUUUUGAUUAUUUAUAACUUUAAUUGUUCAUGUUAAGUUAGAAUUAGUUAUUGUCUAUUUAAUUGUUGAAAUUGCGACCAUUGGAAUUCGACACGGACCAAUUGAUAAAAUUUAUUGAAGCAGUGAGAAGGCAGUCGAUAGUGGCAGUAAACUAAAUAAAUUUAUUUUUAUAAUGUUUGAGCUAAAUUGGUUGUCUCAUUGCGCGAGACUCACUUUCUAAUUCUGACAAUCUCAUUAUAAUUUUGUACACUCUUACGGUGCUGUUAUUGUGCACGAAGAUUUUAAUUUAAUGUUAAGUCGA
Messenger RNA from Symsagittifera roscoffensis, 6278 nucleotides. RefSeq lists its product as uncharacterized. Gene Ontology annotation, biological process: regulation of ARF protein signal transduction. The transcript has 14 exons. The record is from RefSeq and is a predicted model, not a curated record. The coding region runs from base 445 to 5913 and encodes 1822 amino acids. Lineage: Eukaryota; Metazoa; Xenacoelomorpha; Acoela; Convolutidae. Gene Ontology annotation, molecular function: protein binding; guanyl-nucleotide exchange factor activity.